This is a messenger RNA of Alosa alosa (allis shad), 2364 nucleotides long. Its product is annotated as germ cell nuclear acidic protein-like. Bases 902 to 1444 code for a protein of 180 amino acids. NCBI's taxonomy places the organism in Eukaryota, Metazoa, Chordata, Actinopteri, Clupeiformes, Clupeidae. The record is from RefSeq and is a predicted model, not a curated record. The transcript has 2 exons.
AUUUUGCGCCGGAAUUGUCCUUUAACUUUCUAUUAUAUUUAUGUAUUAAAAACCCAGUACAUUAAUAGUGACCCGCAUUCGGGACAAAUACAGUGCCCCCCAACAACAACCCCAUGCAUUUUUUUGCACCUUAUCAUGAACUACCAUAGUCAUGCUAUAUACCAUUUUAAAGCUAAGAAUCGAUAUAUGUAAAGCUUUCCAUGAAUUAACAUAUAUUUUGUGUGUAAAAUAUAAGUUUAUCCCGAUAUAUAACAUAUCAGAAUACCCCCCUCCACCACCCCCCAAAGUUGCUGCGUUCAUCCUUUGUCACUUGUCUGUAUGGCCGUACCAAUAAGUUAGCCCAGCAUGCUUGGUCUUGAAAUUUUCGUAAGAAUCCAUAGAUGUAAAAUAUCUACAUUGUUUUAUUGCCAAUAUAUUGAGUAGUUGUACACGCCAAUACAAACAAAACAGAUGCAUACGAAAAGAAGCGAAGUAAAAACUUAUUUUUCGCGGAAAUCCAUAUAUUUCGGUUCUAUUUCCAUUAUUGUCGCUGGAUUCACGGUACUCUGCGUGUUCACGAGGCUCUUCUGAUUCCAUCGAUACCAAUUACAUGUCUGUAGGACCAAUGAGAGUCGAGAUAGAUGCCAUCAAAGCCAAUGAGUCACGUAAGCGAUGAAUCUGACAGUCUUUGAAUGGCCAUAGCGCUGCGUCUGAUUGAGCCAAUGAGAUGGGACCUAGAUGUCUGUGUAGCCAAUGAGGAGAGCUUUCUUUAGACAUGUGACACAUCGUCACAUUCUACUUCCUUGUCGGCUAAAUUCAAUGCGUAAAACAGAUGCGUAAACAUAGUCACCGAAGCAGUGUUUUGGAAGUGUUUUACUGAACAAGCAAGAGGCAGUUUUUGAAGGUUUUUGUUUGUAAAAACAUGCCAAAAAGACAAGCAAAAACGAAACAUGUUGAACCGGAGGACAUCGAUGAUCUGGAGGACAUUGAUGAAGGAGCCGAAAGUAGUUUCUCCGAAUGCGACUCCGAGGAGGAGCACAACUUUUUAGCUGGGAAGGACCCUGAUUUCGAGCUUGACAGCAAUGAAGACUGGGUCCCGCCAAGCAAAACAUCAAGAGCUGAGGAUCCUGUGUCUGAGGAAGAGGAGCCGGUGGCUGAGACCAGUGGGACACAAAGAGGAAAGGGUGCUGCAAGAAGCAGGGGGAGAGGCAGAGGAAGAGGGAGAGGCCAAGGAAGGGGGAGAGGCAGGGGAAGAGGGCGCUCCCACAGCAGACAGGAGAGCGGAGGCACAGAACCAUGGCAUGGGACGGACAUCCAGGACACCAUACCACCACAGCCCACGUUUCGCCCUAUGAGGACUCCUGGCCCCCAGCUGAUCUCUACACAGUACUCAAUAUUACAACUCUUUCAGUUAUUUAUUACACGCUCCAUUUUGUUGACUGUAGUUGCCAACAUCCAGCAAUAGGAUGUAGCUGUGAACUGUGUGAAAUUUUAUGUAAAUAGUUUUUAUAUUUUAUAGCUGUGCACUUUAGUCUUAUGUAAAUAGUUUUUAUAAGUACUUGUAUACUAUGUUUGCACUGUUAUGCUGUUUGUACUGUUGCAUUGAAUUUUUGAAUUUUUGCACUGCAUUUCAUUUUUUACCUUUAUAUUUAUAAUAUUUACUAUUUUUACCUUUGUUUCAUUUUAUAAUACAAAUGUUUGCUGCAUUACCUUGUUUGUCAUUUUUUCAUGGAAAUCUCAAAGGUGUUGGAGCAAAAGUAAGAGUUCCAGGUCAGAUAAUGCAUCUCUAAAUGUAUGGCACAGCCACUGCAAAGCUCUCCAGGGAUCACUCCAUCAUGAGACACAGACUGUAACCUUUCAUUUGACACCAAGAUCAUGGUUCUGCAUAAAGGGGUUCUUGUAUAGGAAGAGUUUUAGUUUUGGGUAACCAAAGGUCUUUUUGGAGUCUCCAAAUGGACACUUAGCAAAACGCAUGUGUAUGCCCACACAAAUAUGGGUCCCACACAGUCAUACUUCAUCCUAUAAGGAUCUACUUUGACAUACAGAUUCACAAGACCUGGUAGUGGGCCUCAGUGGUGUUUUCAAGAGAAAAUAAGUGACCAAGAGGGCAGAAUGUGGUCAUUUCUAGAGAUGUGCAUAACCGCCUAUAAAAAAAACUAUCAUUCUACCCUUUGCCACUCUCUGAUAGUUCAUCACACAGUCAAUCUAUUGGUACCAAAAAAUUCUACAAGGCCUUAGCUUUCCAAAGAGGUCAGGCACUUGAUUGUAAGUCAAAGUAUGUGGCAACAGGGCCAUUUUAAGUAGGCGGUGUGCAAUUUCGAGGAAAAACUCCAAAAUAGGGGCGGAAAUGUAUAAGGUUAACAUAAAUAGCAGACACUCAAGAUG